This is a messenger RNA of Ictidomys tridecemlineatus (thirteen-lined ground squirrel), 1657 nucleotides long. Lineage: Eukaryota; Metazoa; Chordata; Mammalia; Rodentia; Sciuridae. The record is from RefSeq and is a predicted model, not a curated record.
AAAUUUCCUCAAUGGUCGCCUGCGAAUUCUUAACACAACCUCACCCAGGGGAACUGGGAGUGGCAAGCGGGGAAGACACGGGUUCUGUGACGAUCUUGGAUGAUUAGUUAGUCGUCUGUUAACGUGCUUGUACGCAGGAAAAAGGCUUUCCCCCAGUGGCCAGCAGGGAAUUGCCCUGGGGAGCUCUGCGGUAACCAGUUGUGCUCCUAGGACUGGAGCCUGCUCUGCUGCCGGGGGCGGGAUCCGGUCGCUCCCUCCGCCCCACAAAUCGCCGCCACCGCCUGGCUGCUCCCUAGUCCAGCAACUCAGACGAGGCCACAACCCGGUGGACUGUAGAGGCGGCAGUGAGCUAGAGCCCGCGUCGCAGCUAAGCGUCGCCUCGAGGCUGGGAGAGCCCUAGGGAGAGAGGACCUGGCCCAGGCAACGCCGGCAUCUCUGCGCGCGGCUGGGAUCAUGAUAUACUGAGAAAGGGACUCAAUCAAGAUAAAUCUGGGGAAAGCAGGAAACCAAAAAUUAUUGAGUCCACUUUGGUCAGAAAAGAUAGAGACAGGAUAUGCUCACCAGGGUGAAAGAGGCCAUUGGAAUUGGAAUUUGCUUCAACUGAUGGGAAAAAGUCCAACCAAGUCAGUGGGAAGACUCGUUAUUAGAAGGAAUAUUGAUGGCAACAAGAGGCAGUACUAACAACCAGGAGGUCGGAGUCCAUGAGGACCAGCAAGGUGCACCAGAUGGUGUCCCAGCAGAUGUUGCUAUGAGGACAGAUUCAUCAAAAAUGACUGAUGUGGAGUCUGUGGUCACCAAUUUUGCAUCUUCAGCGAGGACAGGCCGCCGCAAUGCCUUACCAGAUAUCCAGAGUUCAGCUGCCACUGGCGGAACCUCUGAUUUGCCCCUCAAACUGGAGGCCCUCUCCAUGAAAGAAGAUGAAAAAAAGAAAGAUGAAGAAACAACCAAAGACCAAUUGGAAAAUCCACCAAAUGAAGAAAAAUGAAGGCUGAUAACUAAGAGUGCUGAGUUUAUGCACUUUGAAAGACUUAGUGACUAUGAUUUCCUGAGAUGUUUGAUCUGGUGGUAACUGUGGUGACAUGUGUCAUUAGAUAAUUUUGUUGUGGCGCUAUUCAUCUGGAUUGCAACCAUGAUGUCCAAUGUAGGUUAUUAAAUGGUAGGUUACUUACAAAUUGCACCCAAGGGGAAAGUUAAAAAAGUAUGAGCACUUAAAUACAUAUCAUUGUCUGUAAACAAAACAAAAUUCACUGUCCUCUCAUAGAUUUAUUUAGCCAGAUAUAUGUUAAAUUCCAUUUUUAUGGGGAUAGAGAAGAGGUUUAUUGACAAGUACAAACCAAACACUAUUAUUUUAAAACUUUGUAGACUUUGUAGGAAAUUAUAUUUUGGGGAUAAGAAGGAAUAAUAGUAAAAAAUCACAUAGAUGGAGUAAGUUUAUUUUUAAUCAAAAUUGUACCAGAUUUUUCCCCACUUUAAAAAAUUUUUGAAAAUAUUGUAAAAGUUUAACAACAUAAGCAUUUCUAGGAUGUUUUUGUCUGAUAUUUUGCUUCUAUUCUGUGCACACUGUGAUUUUUCAUGUGAAUCCUUAGAAUGUAACAUUUGUGACAAAUUGUUUAUAUGGAAUAUGCCUAUUAAAUGACUUUCUCUUCUUUAACUAUGA